CAGAAGCGCCACAGGAACACAUUAUCAAGAUGGCAAACAUAAUAGAUGUUCCUAAACCAAGAAUAAAUUGCUCGAUGCUCUCACAGCACAUCAACAGACCCGUGUGCUUUGUAGGGCGAGUGGAAAAGGUCCACCCCACUGGCAAAACCUUCACCGUUGAAGAUGGACAGGGAAAGAUUGCAACAGUGGAGCUAAAUGAGCCUCUUGAAGAAGAGCUGAGCGGAGUGGUGGAGAUCAUUGGUAUGGUGUCUAACAAAGGAGUCAUAAUGGCCUCCGUAUACAACAUGCUCAGAGAGGAUAAGGGAAACACGUUUGAUAUCCAGCUGUAUGAUGAAGCUUUGAGGGUCAUCCAUGACUUCCCUCAGCACUACCCCUUUGAAGGAGCUGCCAGUGGAUAAGCACUAUAGAAAUGCACAAAUUUUCACUUGUUAAUUUUUAAUUUCUGUACAAAAUGUUUUCAAA
This is a messenger RNA of Periophthalmus magnuspinnatus, 462 nucleotides long. It is a transcript of the gene rpa3, whose product is annotated as replication protein A3. Gene Ontology annotation, biological process: DNA replication; nucleotide-excision repair; double-strand break repair via homologous recombination. The transcript is spliced from 4 exons. The coding region runs from base 30 to 398 and encodes 122 amino acids. Gene Ontology annotation, cellular component: DNA replication factor A complex; nucleus; site of double-strand break. The record is from RefSeq and is a predicted model, not a curated record. Gene Ontology annotation, molecular function: damaged DNA binding; single-stranded DNA binding. Lineage: Eukaryota; Metazoa; Chordata; Actinopteri; Gobiiformes; Gobiidae.